AUGGCGAGAAAAAAUUUUUUUUUUCAUAUUUCAAAUAUCGAAUUUAUAAUUUUUAUUAUUUUUCAAACGAUUUGGGUAUUUGCAACUACUCUACCGAUACUUUUGAUAAAUUCUUUAAAAAAUUUAUUUGUAAAAAAGGAAAAAAAUAUCAAAGGACAAACAGUUUUGAUAACGGGUUCCGCAAGAGGUUUGGGAAAAGCUCUCGCUUUUGAAUUUGCUAAAAACGGUUGCCGAAAAAUAAUUUGCGUUGAUGUAAACGAAUCGUUGAAUGAAAAAACCGUUGAUGAAAUUAAUGAAAAAUAUAAACAAUCUCCCAUAACCGCCGUGAAUUUCCGUUGUGACGUCAGCCGUUUGGACGACAUUAAAAACCUUUGCACAAAACUUUACGAGAAAUACGAAACAAUCGAUAUUAUCGUUAAUAAUGCCGGAAUCGUUUAUGGUAAACCACUUCCAAACGAACAAGAAGACAUUGUGGAAAAAGUUCUUCGUGUUAAUUUUAUGUCGUGCUAUUGGUUUGCACAUACGUUUUUACCAAUGAUGAUGAGGAAACAACAAAAUAAAGGUCAUUUAGUUUUCAUUAACUCCCUGUCUUCUCUAAUACCUUUGGGUGAUGCCACAAUGUACACAUCGACAAAAUAUGGUCUUUUGGGUUUGACGGAUGCUCUCAUAGAUGAAUUCAGUCGGAAUCCGAUCAUGUCGAAAAUUAAAAUUUCAUCCGUUCAUCCAUUUUUCAUCGAUACGGAAGGUUUAAACGGUAUGAAAAUAUCACCUAAAUUCAUAACCAUAAAAACAAAAUUAGCAGCGAGAUUGAUCGUGAAUGGUAUUAAAAAAGAAUAUGUUAAAUUUACCGUACCGGGUAACGAAUUCGUCUACUGGUGUUUGUCACUCUCCAAGUGA
Pediculus humanus corporis (human body louse) is the source of this 897-nucleotide messenger RNA. Its product is annotated as alcohol dehydrogenase, putative. The transcript is spliced from 4 exons. The record is from RefSeq and is a predicted model, not a curated record. Bases 1 to 897 code for a protein of 298 amino acids. Lineage: Eukaryota; Metazoa; Arthropoda; Insecta; Psocodea; Pediculidae. Gene Ontology annotation, molecular function: oxidoreductase activity, acting on the CH-OH group of donors, NAD or NADP as acceptor.